CGAGAUUUAGAAAACAGAGCCUACGCGUUUAUCCGCCCCCUCUAAAUGACGUUAUUUAUGGUCCUCCCCUUAGCCUAUAAUAUGCCGCAAGAAAAAUUGAACUGACAGGUACUCAGUGCUCAAAAACUUCACACGCGUUCAUCGGAGAAACUGUGGACUACAACGCAAUGUUCUGGACAACUCUUCUGCUUUUACAUUGUGUUCUCGUUCUCUUCUUGAUACUUUCAAAUCGGUCAAGAUCAAAGAAAGAACCUCCGUUGGAUAAAGGAAUCAUUCCGUGGCUGGGUCACGCGCUUGAAUUCGGACGAGAUGCCUCAAAGUUUUUAACGCGAAUGAAGCUGAAACACGGCGACAUCUUCACGGUACGUGUUGCUGGACACUACGUGACGGUGUUGCUGGACCCAGACUCUUAUGAUGCAGUCCUUCAGGACUCGGUCACACUAGACUUCACUCGCUACGCCCAGGUACUGAUGCAGAGGAUCUUCAGUUUGUCACUACCGAAUCACAACAAUUCCACAGAGAAGGCCUUAAUGAUGCGGCACUUCCAAGGAGACAGCCUCACCUGCCUGAAUAGUGUCAUGGAGGGGAACCUCCAGGCCCUACUGCAAUCUGAGACUAUCCAGGACCAGAAGAACUGGAAACAGGAUGGGCUCUUCAAUUUCUGCUACAGCCUGCUAUUUAGGGCUGGAUACCUCACACUGUUUGGAGCGGAGCAGAGCAACCACUACACAGACUCAUCUGCAGUCUACAAGGAGUUCAGAAAAUUUGACAGCCUCCUGACAAAAAUGGCACGGAACAUGCUGAACCCAGAGGAGAAGAGGAUCGCCGGUUCUGUGCGUCAGCAGCUAUGGAGCCUCCUGUCUGCAGCCCUGCCAGGUGAGAAGACAGAAGACACGUGGUUACAGAACUACCUUCAGCACCUGAAGGAUGAGGCCGUAGAUGAGGAGAUGCAGAAACGGGCCAUGCUACUUCAACUGUGGGCCACCCAGGGUAAUGUUGGACCUGCAGCUUUCUGGCUUCUUGGAUUCCUGUUAAUCAACCCCGAGGCAAUGAAUGCUGUGAAAAAGGAGUUUGACAGCCUCUUACUGCAAGCUGACUCACCACAGGGCCUCCCAUUUGACAAGUUACAGAACACACCAGUCUUUGACAGUGUACUGAAUGAGACGCUACGGCUCACUGCAGCCCCUUUCAUCACCCGAGAGGUGCUGCACAGCAAGACUCUGUGCAUGGCCGACGGGCGGGAGUAUGACAUCAGGAAAGGGGACCGCAUGUGCCUGUUCCCCUACAUCAGCCCCCAGAUGGACCCCGAAAUCCACGAGGAACCAGAGAAAUUCAAGUAUGACAGGUUCCUGAAUUCCAACGGCAGUGAGAAAAGGGAGUUCUACAAAGGCGGGAGGAGGCUGAAGUACUACACCAUGCCAUGGGGGGCGGGGAAGAACAAGUGUGUGGGACAGCAAUUCGCCAUCAGCAGCAUCAAACAGCUUUUGCUGAUGGUGCUAACGCGACUGGACCUGGAGCUGUGUGACCCGGCCUCUACGAUGCCCAAAGGGAAUCCCAGUCGCUAUGGAUUUGGGGUGCUGCAACCGGAAGGAGACAUGGAAAUACGUUACAAACUAAGAUGCACACUAUAGAGUCCAGCAGCUUUGCUCACCACAAUGCAGUGUUAAAUCAACCGUAACAACUCUAUUAUGAGUUAUACGUAGGCUACUCUAUCAGAGUUGAUUUACACAGAACGUUUUAUGCUGAACAGCUUUUCCAGGUUUAUAAACAAAAGCAUGUUCAUUUGUAUAUUAUAUUUUGUACGUAUUUUUGUAUUUUGUUAUUCAUUAAAUAAUAAAUAUUGUCUUUAUUGC
Molecule: messenger RNA, 1853 nt
Organism: Anguilla anguilla (European eel)
Lineage: Eukaryota; Metazoa; Chordata; Actinopteri; Anguilliformes; Anguillidae
Product: prostacyclin synthase-like
Exons: 10
Coding region: 168-1631 (487 amino acids)
Biological process (GO): prostaglandin biosynthetic process
Molecular function (GO): monooxygenase activity; prostaglandin-I synthase activity; heme binding
Source: RefSeq, a predicted model, not a curated record